Messenger RNA from Ictidomys tridecemlineatus (thirteen-lined ground squirrel), 969 nucleotides. It is a transcript of the gene Or1i1, whose product is annotated as olfactory receptor family 1 subfamily I member 1. Gene Ontology annotation, biological process: G protein-coupled receptor signaling pathway. NCBI's taxonomy places the organism in Eukaryota, Metazoa, Chordata, Mammalia, Rodentia, Sciuridae. Gene Ontology annotation, cellular component: membrane. The record is from RefSeq and is a predicted model, not a curated record. Gene Ontology annotation, molecular function: olfactory receptor activity; G protein-coupled receptor activity.
CCCACUUCCAGCAAACAGAGGAUGCCCAUGAAACCAGAAAACCAAACGACAGUCUCAGAAUUCCUCCUCCUGGGACUCUCAGAAAAGCCAGAGCAUCAGAACCUCCUUUUUGGACUCUUCCUGUCCAUGUACCUGGUCACUGUGCUGGGGAACCUGCUCAUCAUCCUGGCCAUCGGCACAGACUCCCACCUGCACACGCCCAUGUACUUCUUCCUCUCCAACCUCUCCUUGGUUGACAUCUUCUUCUCCUCCACCACUGUCCCCAAGAUACUGGUGAACAUCCAGUCCCGGAGCAGAGCCAUCCCUUUCGCAGGCUGCCUCGCCCAGAUGUACGCCUUCCACCUCUUUGGGACCAUGGACAGCUUCCUCCUGGCCGUCAUGGCUAUAGACCGGUUGGUGGCUAUAGUCUACCCUCUGCACUACUCAGUCCUCAUGAGCUCCCGGGUCUGUGGGCUAUUGGUUGGGGGGUCAUGGCUGGUCACCAACCUCCAGUCCCUGGUUCACACCUGCCUCAUGGCUCAACUGACCUUCUGUGCCAGCUCCGAAAUUCCCCAUUUCUUCUGUGACCUCAUGCCCCUGCUGAAGCUCUCCUGCUCAGACACGCAUGUCAACGAGCGGGUGGUCUUUGCUUUUGGCAUCAUCAUGGGCAUCGGUCCGCUCUCCUGCAUCCUCCUCUCUUACAUCUGCAUUUUCCGAGCCGUCUUUAGGAUCCCUUCUGCGCAGGGCAAGUGGAAAGCCUUCUCAACUUGUGGCUCUCACCUCACCGUGGUAUCGCUGUUCUAUGGGACCAUCUUUGCUGUGUACUUACAGCCCGCAUCCCCCACCUCCUCCCAGAAAGACAAGGCAGCUGCGUUGAUGUGUGGGGUGGUCAUCCCUACGCUGAACCCUUUCAUCUACAGCCUAAGGAACAAGGACAUGAAGGCAGCCCUGAGGAAGCUGGUUGGCAGAGUAGCCUCCUCCUGGUCUUAG